GUAAAAUGCUUCGAGCGGAAGUAGUAGCCUUUCGCACAUGCGUGGUACCGAUCAGGUUUCCGGUACGGGUAGUGGUACCCUAAUGUGUGUUUGAAAAAGUUUGGAAUAUAACGAAUACGCUUAACGUUUGCGCUCAAAUACGAUUUUGAGGCAACUGAUUUAAUCCGUCGGCUCACACCGUUUUGACCUCCACUUUUCCCAGGAGAGGGUUUGAUUUUGUAGUGUUUUACAGUUUUAGGGGACCCGGGUCUGCCGCCGUUCUUUGGCUAACGUUAGCUCGUAUCAGCGCUGUCACAUGCGUUCAGCUUUCGCAUGAGAGUUUAACCGACUCCGGUUUAUAGGUCGGUGCCGCAGAGUCUAGGCCGGUUCAGUUUUGACCGUUAUCGCUGCACUCUAGCCAAACAAGAGAGUCUUUGAAUAUGGUGUUUUUCACCUGCAACGCUUGUGGGGAGUCCCUGAAAAAAGCUCAGGUUGAUAAACAUGUAAAUAUCUGCCGGGGCUGCCAGGUCCUGUCCUGUAUUGACUGUGGAAAAGACUUCUGGGGCGAUGACUACAAAACCCACAUUAAAUGCAUCAGUGAAGAUCAGAAGUAUGGAGGCAAAGGCUACGAGGCGAAAACAAACAAAGGAGAUGUGAAACAGCAGCAGUGGAUCCAGAAAGUCCACGAAGCCAUGAACAAACCUGGAGUCAGUGCAAAGCUAAGAGAUGUCCUCCAGCAAGUCAGUACUUACGAUAACGUACCAAGAAAGAAGGCUAAGUUUCAGAACUGGAUGAAAAAUAGUCUCAAAAUACCAAACCCCAGUCUGCAGGAGGAAGUGUGGAAUAUACUUGCUGCAGCUGAUAACGCUUCAGAGCCCCCACAGCCAGCUCAGCAGACAGAGGCUGAAGUCAAAGUACACACUAAUGGAAAAGAAGAGCCGAAUGGCCACCCAAGUGAUGAGGGAGAGAAGAAGAAAAAACUGAACAAACGGGAACGCAAAGAGGCCCGACAGCAGAAGAAUGGGAAAGCUACAAAAGGUGCUGAAAAUACAGUUGCACAAGAGCUGGAGAAAGAAAUGGUGGACAAAAAGAAAAAGGACAGAAAGAGAAAACAGCUCUCUGAAGAACCCAGUGAUGAUGAUAACAGCUAUGGCACUGAAAAUGAGACAUCAAGCAAGAAAACAAAGGUUGAUGAAGAAACUGAGGAUGCUGAUGAUCAAGAGGAGACUGAGGAUCGAGCUGCUACUAAAGGUAAAUUUAACUGGAAGGGGAACAUCAAGGCAGUACUGAGAGAGUCACCUGACCAGGAAAUGUCAGUGAAAAAACUCAGAAAGAAGAUUUUGGCUGCCUACUAUUCCUACACUGGUGAUAGGAAUUUUAAGAAGGAGGAAGAAGUGCUAGCACUUUUCAACAACAAGAUCAACAAAAAUCCAAAGCUUAGAGUUUUGAAAGAUAGAGUUAGACUUGUAAAGUAGACUCCUUUUGACAUAUUGCAUAGAUUUUUUUUUAAUUUCAAAGCCAUCAUUGUCUUAUUGUUGUCUUUUAAUACAGUUGACAUGAUGUUGAAGAUAAAAUGCUUUUACCACCGA
Molecule: messenger RNA, 1568 nt
Organism: Pundamilia nyererei
Lineage: Eukaryota; Metazoa; Chordata; Actinopteri; Cichliformes; Cichlidae
Gene: lyar
Product: Ly1 antibody reactive homolog (mouse)
Exons: 8
Coding region: 420-1454 (344 amino acids)
Biological process (GO): rRNA processing; negative regulation of transcription by RNA polymerase II
Cellular component (GO): nucleolus
Molecular function (GO): DNA binding
Source: RefSeq, a predicted model, not a curated record